Messenger RNA from Baudoinia panamericana UAMH 10762, 561 nucleotides. RefSeq lists its product as uncharacterized. The transcript is spliced from 2 exons. The record is from RefSeq and is a predicted model, not a curated record. Bases 1 to 561 code for a protein of 186 amino acids. NCBI's taxonomy places the organism in Eukaryota, Fungi, Ascomycota, Dothideomycetes, Mycosphaerellales, Teratosphaeriaceae.
AUGGUCAGCUACCUCUACAAGCGGGACUACGCCGUCCAAGCUAUUGAGAAGAUGGUGGACACUUCAGCUGAGCUUAGAGAGCGUAGGGCGACGAACGGCAACUCUAUCCUUAUCUCGCACGCCCACGUCUAUGGUACCGCGAACUACUAUGAUUUUCCCAAGCUCCAGUCAAUGGCGGUCAAGAGGUUCACAGUGCACGGCACUCACGACUCCGAACUGGACGGCUUUAUCGAAGUGGUCAGGAGCAACCUCGUUGACUUGACGGAAGAUGAUACCUUCAUGACCCAGCUCGCUGCGAUUGAGGAAGCUCAGCCUUUCGCGGCCGACAUGCUAUGCCAAGUCGUCCGCAGUCAGUUGAAAGAGGGGAAAGAGGCUUCCACAGCAAUGCUGAAGGCUGACAUCGACAUUAAAGAUCUCACUCGCAGGAUCGAACAGCUGGAAUAUGACCUGGAGUCCGCAAAGCGCGAUGCUGCUGCCGAGCGGUGCUGCCGAGGCAGAGUCGGCGGAGGACCGAUUUCAGCACGUGAACAAAGUGAUGAAGGAGCUGGUGAAUGGCCUUGA